UCUCUCCCUGCAGAGGCUGCUCGCAGCCGGUGCGGGGCGCUGUGUCCCGCUCUGCAGCAGCGUCUCCGCAGAGCAAACGAGCCGCCAACCGGGUGGCCCCCACCAGCCUUCUGGUCCCAGCCUGUCGAGCCAGCCGGACUGGGCUGAGGGCAGCAGCGCCGCCGCCAGCUCUGCUCCUCCUUCGGCGGAGCCGCUUGCGCGAUGCGGCUCCCGCCGCUGCUGUGGCUGGGCCUGGUGCUGGGCGCGGCGUGUGGGGGACCCAGCGACCACCACUACGUCGACGGCGAGCACCGGGCCGACUACGACCGGGAGGCGCUGCUCGGAGGCCAGGAUGAAGCAGAGGAAUAUACUAAACUCAGUCCAGAGGAACAGCAAAAGAGACUGAAGGCCAUCAUAAAGAAAAUUGACUUGGACUCAGAUGGAUUCCUUACUGAUGAUGAACUAAGUUCAUGGAUCCAGCAAUCUUUUAAGCAUUAUGUUACUCAAGAGGCUAAGCAACAGUUUGGUGAAUAUGAUAAAGAUGGUGAUGGAUUAGUAUCUUGGGAGGAGUACAACAUUCAAAUGUAUGAUCGUCUAAUUGACUUUGAUGAGAAUACUGUCCUGGAAGAUCAAGAAGAAGAAUCAUUUCGACAGCUUCAUUUAAAGGACAAGAAGCGGUUUGAAAAAGCCAGUAGAGAUGAAGUCCCUGGUCUGAAUCUGAAUGAAUUUAUUGCUUUUGAGCAUCCUGAAGAAGCUGAGUAUAUGACGGAAUUUGUCAUUCAGGAGGCUUUAGAGGAACAUGAUAAAAAUGGUGAUGGACUUGUGAGCCUGGAAGAGUUCCUUGGUGACUACAGAAGAGAUCCAACUGCAAAUGAAGAUCCAGAAUGGAUACUUGUCGAGAAGGAUCGAUUUGUGAAUGAUUAUGACAAGGAUAAUGAUGGAAAACUCAGCCCUCAAGAACUGCUGACUUGGGUAGUACCUAAUAAUCAGGGUAUUGCACAAGAGGAGGCUCUUCAUCUGAUUGAAGAAAUGGAUUUGAAUGAUGAUAAAAAGCUCUCUGAGGCAGAGAUUCUCGAGAACCAGGAUUUGUUCCUUACAAGUGAAGCAACAGAUUAUGGCAGGCAGCUCCAUGAUGAACGUUUCUACCAUCAAGAACUUUAGUUUACUCAUUUGUGAUCUUGCUGCCUCUGUGUUCCUAAAUUGGAGUUUUUCUUUAGGGUACUCAAAUUUAUAAGCUGCAUUGUAAGUUUUACUUUGUGUGAUUAUAAUAUCCUAGUGUUUGUGUAAGUGUUUUGCAUUCUAAAUUUAAUUACUUAAGUACUUUUGCAAGUUUCCAUAGGCCUUUUCAGCCUUCAGAAUUAAUCUGAAAUAUUUAGUAUUCCUCGAAUUGCAGCAUUAGCAUUUUUGGCAUCUGAAAAAGUAAAAACAUUCUUAAAUAAUCUAUAUGUUUAGUACUGUAUUGUGAAAUUAGUUGUACUACCAUACUUGAAGAGUCUGGUUAUGAAAAAAGGCAAAAUGUGUGAGAUAAGCAAAAAUUACUAAUCCAUUUAUUUAGGUGGUUAAUGUUUUUCAGAAGUUAUCAGGGGGAGAGUAGCAAUGUUUAGGUUCACUAUUAAAGAUGUUUUAUUUAAUACCCUUGGAGGAACAUUCAAAAGGAUUAAUACCUCAAUUGUUCAAGAGGUUUCUGCUUAUUUUUAAAUGAUUUCUAUAGCAGGUUAAUUGUAUGAUAUAAAACCUUUAUAUUUUUGCAUCUGUACAGAUAGUAAUUAUUUUUAAUGUAUAAUUCUACAUCAUUAGAGGUACAUGUGGUAUUUCAGUGUCAGAACCCUCUUCAUUUGUCAGAUUAAAACAGCUAAACGCUCCAUCUUUCUAUAUUUCUUUUCUAAAUUUACUCCUAAUCUCUGAUCAUCUAAAGCAACUACUGUAGUAUAUUUAUUAAGGAAUAAUAAGAGGUGCUCAAUCCGAUGAGACAUUAUAAUGUAUCCAUUUACAGUAUUGCCAGUGAAAACUGUGGUAUUCCUAUUUCUGCUGUACAUCAAGUGAUGCUCUGUUCCUUUUUUCUAUGCUAAUUAAGAGAAAUGUGAUACAGUAAAUAUAACCCCUUAUUUCUCCUAUUAUCUUCAACAUACUGGAACUCCACCCAUGAAAUCAGGUAGCAUCCUCAGCCAUUGUAUAUCUGACAAGAUUCAAGAAGAGCUAACCAUGCAUUUGACAUUUUUCUGAACAAAACCUGGAAUUAUAGAAUGGGAUAAUGUUUUUUUAUAAAAAUGGAAUGUUAGGCUAAAAUGAACUAGAAAGAGAGCACUGAUUCUACAAUCAUAUCACUAAUAUUUUUAGAAUAAUAAUCUAAUACCUUAUUUUGGUGGGGUGAAAUACCCCAUGAAUAGCAUUAGAAUGUGAGCACCCCUCACUUUCAGUUCCAGUGGUAAUCUGAAACUGAGGCUGAAGGCUAAGUACCAGAAGCAUUUUAAAACUGAGUGGUGGAAACAUUUUAUUAAAAUUUUAAAGGAAAAAAUGUAUUUUCUAAAUACACUAUUUA
Messenger RNA from Mauremys reevesii (Reeves's turtle), 2518 nucleotides. It is a transcript of the gene RCN2, whose product is annotated as reticulocalbin 2. The record is from RefSeq and is a predicted model, not a curated record. Lineage: Eukaryota; Metazoa; Chordata; Testudines; Geoemydidae. Gene Ontology annotation, cellular component: endoplasmic reticulum. Gene Ontology annotation, molecular function: calcium ion binding. Bases 202 to 1140 code for a protein of 312 amino acids. The transcript is spliced from 7 exons.